GUGCGUGCUCCAGGUGUGUAUCACCUGUCCUCAGCAGUUUUUCCGCUACAGACGCGAGCAGCAGCAUCUCUCCUACUGAAGGUGAUGAUGGUGCCGCUGAGGUGCAUCGGCAGCUGUCUGUCGUUAUUUAUCAUGGCUUUGAUUUUCGACGUCAUUGGCGUGAUUCUGUUGUUCGUCGGCAUUUUCGGCGACGUGCGGCACAAUGGCGUGUUUUACGGGGAUUUCCUGAUCUACACCGGCGCGUUGGUGCUGUUCGCCAGCCUGGCCCUGUGGAUCAUGUGGUACGUGGGAAACAUCAGAGUGAAGGAUGAAGAUCUGGGACGCAGGUCGAGCGCCGCACAGAGUGUUAAAGCGCUCGCGAGGAAAUUCACAGAGAGGCUGUCCAAAACACACCUGAAGGAGAACGGCGGUGAGAAAACGCUAAGCAAAUCUUCCACCAUUCGAAACGUAACAUGGGGCAAAUCCACCUACUUCCCAGGAUUCCAGGACGGCGAAUCGGACAUGAUCAAAUGUAACGAGCUACACAAAGAAAAGCCGUUCGACGAUCAGUUCAUGUGCUACCAGAAUCGAGCGUACGUGGACGAGGAGUCGGCCAUGAAAAGCGCCAGCAAACCAAUUAAAGAGGAGAGUGAUGAUCGGAAACAGCCUGUGGGGGAUUCUCAGUCACAAGAAAUUCAAUUAAAUAAAACGUCUGAAGAUAAAAAGCCAGACGAACAGUUCAUCUGUUUCCAGAAUGAAGCGUACGAGGAUUCCAACGAGAGUAAAGAUGCGGUAAAUCCUCAGGGUACUAAAGUCGAUGAUCACAGCAUCGACACACUGCUGUAAAAACAGCUCCUGAAACAGCGACUGAAUAUCCGAAUAACCUUCAAUAGUCUCCAGCUGUUUGCCAAAUAUUUGCAGUACAUUUAUUGACUGCGUACAUUUCAGUCAGGUUUUUUUUUUUUUUUACUAUAGUAAACCACUUUAAUAGAGCAAAACAUGAAUAUAUGUUGUGUUUAUAUUUGGUAAGUGAUAUCCAGAAAGCUGUUCUGCUUAUUUUUAAUAACCUUAAAUGAAGUGAAUGCUUACUUUGCACAAUUUUUACUCCAAAUUCAUAUGAAGAAUUUUAUGUUAAAGAUGUCGGCGAAUUACUUCCAAGAGGGGACGAUCAUUUCAACGGAUGUGGUAUGUCUGUCGUUAAGCUUUUAAAUUAUUGUUGAUGCUCGUCUGUUAUUAUGAAGUGACACUCAGGUACAGUCAUUGUAAUUUUGCACGUCCUCAUUUGAAAACUCACGCAUCGAAGGAAUCAAUUUCCCUUUCAAAGUGUUGAUGCAAACUCCUCCUCAGAGUCAAGCCAUUUCAUUUGUGAGUGACCAAACCAGUCCGACAGCAAACACGGAUUCCCUUUACACGAGGGAAAAUGUAACACUUAAGUUCACAAAACAGCGCAUCGUUUGGUGAAGGAGAAUCAAAUGUGGAUCUUUUGUUUGUUUGCUUAUGAAAUAUGAAGCGUUAUGUUGCCAGAUCAUGCCAUUUCAAGAUGUUUUUCAUAAUUGUAUCUUUAGUGAACUACUUUUUCCAUGGGUUUUUAUUUUAUUUAUGGAUAUGAAUUGCGCUUAUGAGAUUUUGGUCGACUUUUGAUGUUUAAAAUUCAACUUUGCAGUUUAACGAAGUGACUUGUGUUGACAUUUUAGUAGUUUCAAAUGAUAUAUAAUGUGUAAGUACAUAGAGAAAUACGUCUGUAAAAUAACAGAAAAUGUACUGGCAAGUUAAUACCAGGUUUUUGUAGCGUAAACCAAGACCAAACCAUACAAUAUAUCGCUUUAAACUAUUACAAAUGUCAAUAAAAGUCACUUUUUUUUAAACUUUUCAACAGUAAAAGAUGGACAGAUCAAGACCCCAUAAUGCAAAUCGACUACAACAACAAUACACAAAUCACAAAAAUACUUCAAUUUUAAAGAUUUUAUUUUUUCAGAUGUACUGUAAAUAGCGAUAUUUGUGGAAAUAAAAAACGCAUAUUGCCAAACUAAUCCUGAAUGUGAACUCUUGGAAUAACAGAGCUGCUGUUUUUUUUGGCCGAUGCAAUAUAAAAGGCUGUUUGUAUAAAUGAUCCACACUGUUAAAUUAAACCACACUUCACUCAUA
This is a messenger RNA of Danio rerio (zebrafish), 2124 nucleotides long. The record is from RefSeq and is a predicted model, not a curated record. NCBI's taxonomy places the organism in Eukaryota, Metazoa, Chordata, Actinopteri, Cypriniformes, Danionidae.